CAGCUGAAAGUGAUACUCCCCUUUGGAGAGUGCUCCACGCAGCCAAGCGCAACGUUAUUAGCAUUCUGCAGUGAAAACCUUUGAGCACAGCUCUCCGGGUCAUAUCAAGUUCUCAGGUGAAAUGCAGAUAGCCGCGAUAGCAUCAACAAGACAGUGCCAAGCAAUGACACGUUUGCAGAAUUGGCCGUGGAAGCAGCCGUGGGACACGGCGGAUUCUCCGACGAGCUGCUGCAGUCGCAACUUUUUCCCGCAUCUUUCUCCCUCAGCAGAAUAUGUCGUUGACCAACACAAAGACGGGCUUUUCUGUAAAGGACAUUUUGGACCUUCCUGACACAAAUGACGAAGAGGGAUCUAUCACCGGAGCGGAAGAGGACACGGAGGGCUCGGAGACCACAUCCACGACAAAAACCACUGGAGUUUUGGUGCAAAGUCCUUUAGAAAACGUUCAGAACCUACCUUUAAAGACACCCUUUUAUGACAGUAGUGACAAUCCUUACACGCGAUGGCUUGCCACUACGGACAGCAUCCAAUAUUCAUUACACGGCCUCUCAGCGAGUUCGCAGGACUCUGCCAAGUCUCCGGAACCGUCAGCGGACGACGAAUCCCCGGACAACGACAAGGAAACAUCCAGCAGCGGAGGCAGCGAUUCGGGCAAGAAGCGCAAAAGGAGGGUCUUGUUUUCCAAAGCGCAGACUUAUGAGCUGGAGCGCCGUUUCAGACAGCAGAGAUACCUGUCCGCCCCAGAAAGGGAGCAUCUCGCCAGCCUGAUACGCCUCACCCCGACCCAGGUCAAGAUAUGGUUCCAGAACCAUCGGUAUAAGAUGAAGAGAGCCCGGGCCGAAAAAGGUAUGGAAGUGACCCAUCUCCCCUCUCCCAGGCGGGUGGCUGUCCCUGUCUUAGUCAGGGAUGGAAAACCGUGUCACACUCUUAAAGCUCAGGACUUGGCGGCCACUUUUCAGGCCGGGAUUCCCUUCUCGGCGUAUAGUGCCCAAUCACUCCAGCACAUGCAGUAUAAUGCGCAGUAUGGCGCGGCCACGGCACAGUUCCCCUCAGCACAUCACUUGGUGCAGACGCAACAGUGGACUUGGUGAGAUAAAUUAUAGACACUGGCUUUUGGCUCUUUGGAGGCACAAAAUAGGGCGUGUCAACAGAGGCAGAGAUAAAGAAAAACACAAAAACAAAGAGACAUUACAUUUUGCAGCUUGACUCAUAUAUAUACUCCCAUUUUUAUCGGGGCUCAUGUGUGCGCCGUGUUUACAUGUUUUCGUUAAGAGAACUGGCUCCAAACCUCUCCCUUAUAGAUUUUAUUAAAUUUGUCAAUGCUCUUCUCGUGAACUUUUUUGUAAUUGUGUGUUGGUUGUAGAGAUGUUUUUUUCUCAUUUUUGUUAGCCCACUUUGUUCCCUCGUGUUAUUAUCGGCACGUACAAACCACUUUGUAAUUAUAGAUAAAAUAAUUUCUUGCUUCUUUUAUGGACCGAAAAAUAUUUAUGGCCAUGAAUAAACAUUGGCAACUUUUCAGCUCUUAUUCUUAUUGUUU
Messenger RNA from Boleophthalmus pectinirostris (great blue-spotted mudskipper), 1537 nucleotides. RefSeq names its product NK2 homeobox 2a (gene nkx2.2a). Gene Ontology annotation, molecular function: RNA polymerase II cis-regulatory region sequence-specific DNA binding; DNA-binding transcription factor activity, RNA polymerase II-specific. The coding region runs from base 273 to 1091 and encodes 272 amino acids. The transcript is spliced from 4 exons. The record is from RefSeq and is a predicted model, not a curated record. Gene Ontology annotation, biological process: cell differentiation; regulation of transcription by RNA polymerase II. NCBI's taxonomy places the organism in Eukaryota, Metazoa, Chordata, Actinopteri, Gobiiformes, Gobiidae. Gene Ontology annotation, cellular component: nucleus.